Messenger RNA from Symbiodinium sp. CCMP2456, 512 nucleotides. Lineage: Eukaryota; Dinophyceae; Suessiales; Symbiodiniaceae. The record is from the annotation of a GenBank genome assembly.
AUGGCUCCUGCGCAGCCGCCGCCGGAUUCUCCGAACUCGGAGAAGGCGAAGGCCCUGGUGUUGACCUCCACCUUGACAACCUCCACUCGCAGUCGAAUGGCUUCCACGGAGGUACCCUCGCCACGCGUCUACUCGGCCUACGACCCGAGCCCGGCCAAUUUGGCAAAAGAGUAUCACCGCUACGAUCCUGAUAUCGAGCUGUCGAACUCUUCAGAGUUCGGAGGAUGCCGUCGAGAGGGAGUACCCUUCACGUGCACGGAGCAGCGGGAGCUCUUUCCACCGGGCGAUCCUGUGCCAGCCCCCGGAUUCUACAAAGAUGCCGGAUCUUCCUUGAAGAAGUCCGGUGUCUCGCAGUUCGGUCGUGCGCGGCGAGAGAUCACACUGGCUGUGCGAGAGAGCCGCAGCGCUUCGCCGUCGGUGGGAAGUUACGACUUGCGCCCCCGCCCGAAGAUUCCAGGUGCCCGGUUCUCAACGGCGACUCGCUGGCGCAGCGUGCACGCCGAAUUUCGGGC